AUGCAGGUGGACAAGGAGGCGUAUGCUAUCAUAUUUGGAGUGAAGAAAUUCUUCCAAUAUCUCUACGGCCGAAGAUUCACCUUGCUUACCGACAACCAGGCUAUCUCAAAGAUCUUCGGGGAGCACAAAGGGUUGCCGGUCAUGUCUGCGUUACGGAUGCAACACUACGCUACGUAUUUGCAAAGCUUCAAUUAUGAAAUCCGGUUCCGCAAAUCUGCCAACCACGCGAAUGCUGAUGCCAUGUCGAGAUUUCCGCUGGAUAUUUCUGAUCCUGAGAACGAGAUUGAAGAAUCUGAUGCUGUGGAGCUGAGUCAAAUCGACACUCUACCGUUGACGGCUGCCGAGUUGGGCCAAGUUACUGCUGAGGAUCAUACAGUGCAGAAAUUAAUCCAAGGAAUCAAGCACGGUCAUUCGGUGGAAGCGAAGGAUCGUUUCGGUGUGGAACAACACGAGUUCUCCCUUCAAAAAGGAUGCUUGCUUCGAGGAAUUCGAGUGUACGUGCCUGCUCCUCUCCAGAAACGCGUUUUGGAGGAAUUGCAUUCUACUCACUUCGGAACAACCCGUACGAAGUCGCUGGCAAGAGGAUACUGCUGGUGGCCUGGUUUGGACCGGGAUAUAGAGGAUAUGGUAGCCAAUUGUGCCGACUGCCAGUCGGUACGUGCCGAGCCGGCGAAGAUGAACCUUCAUUGCUGGGAAACACCAACAGCCCCUUUCCAGAGGGUUCAUGUCGACUUUGAUGGUCCCUAUUUGGAUACCUACUUCUUCAUCUACGUGGAUGCCUACAGCAAGUCUAGGUCUAAAUAUGCAGGUCCAUCACGGCCGAAAGUACCGUCAAUAUGUAUCGCGAGAUCUUCAGCAAGUUUGGCAUUCCGUCAGUCCUGGUGA
Messenger RNA from Aedes albopictus (Asian tiger mosquito), 885 nucleotides. RefSeq lists its product as uncharacterized. Lineage: Eukaryota; Metazoa; Arthropoda; Insecta; Diptera; Culicidae. The record is from RefSeq and is a predicted model, not a curated record. Bases 1 to 885 code for a protein of 294 amino acids. The transcript has a single exon.